Frankliniella occidentalis (western flower thrips) is the source of this 1583-nucleotide messenger RNA. RefSeq names its product tachykinins. NCBI's taxonomy places the organism in Eukaryota, Metazoa, Arthropoda, Insecta, Thysanoptera, Thripidae. The record is from RefSeq and is a predicted model, not a curated record. The coding region runs from base 408 to 1334 and encodes 308 amino acids. The transcript is spliced from 6 exons.
GCCAAAACAAUCUAACGUAAAUCGUGAAAUUUGAAAUACAAUUUCGAAGUUGAACAGAUCAAUGGCAGUAGGAGCCGUUCUUUGAUAAUCACCUCCAACAAGUUUUGCUUCAUAUUCACCGCGCAAUCUUGCAUCGUCCUUCAUCUGCCAAUGGUUUUGGGCUGCUUUCACCACAUCGGCCUUUGAGGUUAGGUAGCUACCUCUCACAUGGCAAACCCCUGUUGAUCCUGUUGAAAUGUUGCACAAACACGGUCCAUCGGCCGCCGCAGCGACACCGGGCGGCGGGGAGGACCUAUCACUCUGGGACUCUGGGAAACAACUGAGCGCGGGCAGAGCGUCUAGAGGCUUUGGCGUGGCAGUCAAACUCUCGCCGACGAUCAGUUGGUUCCCAGGAUUGUUGAAUAAGUAUGCACCUGCUGACCGUCCUGCUGGCCGCUCUGGCCGUGGCCGCCUGCGCUGCUGAGUCGUCGGUUGGUUUCCUCGAGGAAGAGAAGCGAGCGCCUAGCAUGGGCUUCAGCGGUAUGCGGGGCAAGAAAGACGAUAUCCUGGACAGUUUCGACAAACGGUCGAGGAACAGCCUCGGCUUCAGCGGCAUGCGGGGAAAGAAGAGUGACGACCUCGAGGAGGAUACGACCGAUGACGGAGGAGUCGAGAAGCGUUCCAGAAACAAUCUGGGAUUCAGCGGCAUGAGAGGCAAAAAGGAUGACUAUGAAGAGGGCGACGGCGAUGUAGGCGUCCAGGACAAGCGCGCCCGCAACAACCUGGGCUUCAGCGGCAUGCGGGGCAAGAAGCAGGACAGCACUGUCGAGGAUCUCGACGACGAGGUCCUGCUCGGCGAGGAUGGGUUCGAGAAGCGGGCCCGGAACGCCCUCGGCUUCAGCGGGAUGCGGGGAAAGAAAGCCUCGUCCUCGGACGAGUUCGUGAUGGACGACCUUGUGGACAAGCGGGCGAGCGGUGGCAGGAACUCGUUGGGCUUCAGUGGGAUGCGCGGCAAAAAGGCCCUUAUCGACGAGAUGGACGCCUACCUGGCCAAGCGGGCUCGGGGCAACGCGGGCUUCGUGGGCAUGCGCGGUCGGCGCGAGAACAACCAGGCUUUCUUCGGCAUGCGGGGCAAGCGAGGCGACGGCUACGACGAGGAUGCUGUGUUCGGGUACCUCCAAUCUCCAGACGCUGCACGCAACGGCGUGGUCACCUUCCGCAGCAAGAGGUAUCUCCCGUCGCAUUGGCAGCUGCGGAACUCGAAGAAAGCGCCGUUCUCUGGAUUCAUCGGGCUCCGAGGAAAGAAAAGUUAUAUGCCGGCCGUGUCAAGUUUUCGAGCUGCAAGUGACCAGUAAUAGACGGGACAAUGAAGCGUUGUUUGGUUCGGAAGUAAAAUUAACCCAUUAUGUACAAUGGUUGCGAAGUUCACUGAAAUUUCUAUUUUAAUUUUGCUGGUCGUAACUUGUGGUAAUCACCACAACGGACUGUUACUUUAUUAUUAGAAAUAGGUUUUUGAGUUUUCAAAGUUAUCUGAAAUCAGAGUCUACAAACCGAUGUUGUAGACUCCACAUACUAAUGAAUCGGUUUUCACCCCCUUCUCAUUU